AUGCAACAGUAUCUCUCUCACGCGGCUGCUCCCCAAUCGGAACUGCUCCGCUUACCAGUGAGGGCAGCCUUAGUGGGGAAAUCCGCAAAGAGGAAACUGCAGGACUUCAGAGAUGAGAAACAACCGCAUCGCGCGGAGAAGGGAGAAGAGGACGGGACCGGCUGCAGAGGGAUCGGAAAAAGCCAGGAACCUGAAAAGCGACCUAAAGCAGGCACAUCGGCUUCCUUCUCGGCUAGCGCCGAAAGCCGAGAGGCGAAGGAUGAUAUCCACGUGGAACUGCAAGGAUCUGAACUCUGGAAAAGAUUUCAUGAGAUUGGCACGGAAAUGAUUAUUACCAAAGCCGGCAGGAGAAUGUUUCCCUCUGUCAGGGUGAAAGUGAAGGGUCUGGAGCCAGCGAAACAAUAUUACGUCGCCAUUGACGUGGUCCCUGUGGACUCCAAAAGAUACAGGUAUGUCUACCACAGCUCCCAGUGGAUGGUGGCUGGGAACACAGACCACUCCUGUAUAACGCCCAGGCUCUAUAUCCACCCGGAUUCCCCCUGCUCGGGAGAGACCUGGAUGAGGCAAAUCGUCAGCUUCGACAGGGUGAAACUCACCAACAAUGAGAUGGACGACAAAGGGCAUAUUAUCCUGCAGUCCAUGCACAAGUACAAACCCAGAGUGCACGUUAUUGUGCAGGAUUCCAGAUUUGAUCUGGCUCAAAUCCAGUCUCUGCCAGCGGAAGGGGUUAAAACCUUUUCAUUUAAGGAAACCGAAUUCACCACUGUAACCGCUUAUCAAAACCAGCAGAUUACCAAACUGAAAAUAGACAGGAAUCCCUUUGCUAAAGGAUUUAGAGACCCUGGGAGAAACAGGGGAGUGCUGGAUGGACUUUUGGAAACAUAUCCAUGGAGGCCACCACUUACUCUGGAUUUUAAGACCUUUGGUGCAGAAACCCAAGAUGGGAGUUCUGGUUCUUCACCUGCAACCUCAAGUGGUGGGACGCCAUCUCCUCUGAAUUCCUUGCUUUCUCCAUCUUGCUCACCUCCUACAUUUCACUUGUCAGCGAGCAACAUUGGAUGGCCAUGCCCUGAAACAUAUCUACAUAAUCUCAAUUUGCCCCUUUACUACAAGAUUUGCCCUACAAGCCUUUUGAGACAACAGUCACUUGUAUUUCCAAGCCAUGAAAAACUGGGAGGCACCAAUCCACAUAUUUUACCCCACUUCAUGAUGGAUAUGCCUGUGCUAUCUUCCCUUGGCAUAACAAAUCUGAAAAAUGGUAAAUCUGAAGACUUAACUGGGCAGUGUCUACAAGUACCCAAUUCUGCUAAUCAAAUGUUGUAUGGAUUACAUGCAUCUGGAAACAUUUUCCCAUCAAGUCCCAUUGCUCGGGAAGCACUUAAUUGUUCUUUACAUUCUCCAUAUGGCUUGUGUGGUUAUAACUUUUCUAUGCCAUCUAGACUGAUGAACGCAACAAGCCAUUUCAAAGUGAAUGACAGCAUUCCAACUUCUUUUAGAGAUGGCAGAUGUAAUCAUUCUAUCUGGCACUCAGCAAUUAACCAUUGCCUCUAAUGGAACUACAUAACAUUUCUAAUGCAGUGACAUGUAAGCAAGUCUUUUCUUCAAUCAUUCCCAAAGGUUUGCUGAUUAUUGUAUAUAAAGUGCCUCAUAAUACUGGAGUGACCUGCCUCGAUAUUUAGCGUUUCAUAUACAAUUGUGUUGUAAAAAAUGUUCUGAGCAUGGGGGACAACAACAUAGCCAACAACAGAGAGAUGCCUUUUGGUAAGACUUAUUUAUGUAAUGUUCAUAGGAUAGGCACAAACUUUACAUUCACCCUUUUAAUAUUUGCACUUGGCAGCAGGAAUGAGAAAGGGGUGGAGGAAGUGGUCGGAAUUUGCAAGGCAGGGAGCUGACACAGCGUCGGCUCCAAAAAUCCACUCUCUCUUUCUCCC
Molecule: messenger RNA, 1931 nt
Organism: Chelonoidis abingdonii (Abingdon island giant tortoise)
Lineage: Eukaryota; Metazoa; Chordata; Testudines; Testudinidae
Gene: TBX22
Product: T-box transcription factor 22
Biological process (GO): positive regulation of DNA-templated transcription; cell fate specification; regulation of transcription by RNA polymerase II
Cellular component (GO): nucleus; chromatin
Molecular function (GO): RNA polymerase II cis-regulatory region sequence-specific DNA binding; DNA-binding transcription factor activity, RNA polymerase II-specific
Source: RefSeq, a predicted model, not a curated record